UUAUUAUUGUUAUUAUUAUUUCUGUAGCCUUUUGUAAAACUGUAAUCUCUUCUCGGAAUCUAUUCUUCUUCCUCCUCUUCCUUCAAUCUCCUUCUGUUAUAUUACCGUUUCAAGAAGUCCCUCUUCACCUCAUCCUCUGUGACCAAACCCUAACUUUCCCUCGGAUUCCCUCGAAGCAAACGUCCCAAAUUUCUUCCAUUUCCAAGCGUCAAAAGAGACAAGUUUCCUCUUUUUUUUUUUUUCUCGUCUCCUGUUCUCUUGACUGGGCUCCUGAAAUGACGACGUCUUAUCAAGAACACGAAAUGAAUCAUGACGACGACGGAGGGGGUACCUCCGAUCUUAGCACCAGCACCGGAGACCCAGAAGAGAACCCUAACGCCACCACCUUGGCCACCGAUCACAAAGGGCACUCCAGAGUGCAAAAUUCAGACCGUACGGCAGCGUUUCAAGGCAUACAGUUGAAAGAGGAGCCAUUCGACUCGGACCCGCCGUCAGACCCGGACGAGGAGAACCCGCAGGAGGCGGCGCCACCAGGACAGUCCAGCGGAAUGGUCCCCGCGGCCAUGCCGAUGCAGAUGCAGAUUCCCAUGCCCAUGCCGGGCUCGACCGCCGCAAGAAGGUCCUCCACUAAGGACCGCCACACAAAGGUGGAGGGACGUGGCCGGAGGAUCCGAAUACCUGCCACGUGCGCCGCACGAAUCUUCCAGCUGACCCGGGAGCUCGGGCACAAGUCCGACGGCGAGACCGUAAGGUGGCUCCUGGAGCACGCUGAGCAGUCCAUCAUCGAAGCAACCGGGACAGGUACCGUCCCCGCUAUUGCCGUAUCCGUCGGUGGGACCCUCAAGAUCCCCACCACCUCCAACGCACACAACGUCAACGACGACUCCGCCGCCGCCACGGCCACCACAGCCAAGAAACGAAAACGACCAUCCAAUAGCGAAUUCGUCGACGUAAGCGACGCCGUCUCGCAUACCAUCUCACAACCCUCUACUCUCGCACCGGUGCAGCAGGCCACCCCGACAGUCCCACCGGGCCUGGUCCCUGUCUGGGCCGUUGGGAACGCCGGCAUGAUGGUCCCAGCCAAUGCUUUCUGGAUGAUCCCGCAGACCCCAGCUGGACCAACCAAUCAGAACCCGCAGCAGAUAUGGGCAUUCGCUCCUACGGUAUUCAACAUGUCGGCGAGGCCAAUUUCGUCAUUCAUAGCUGCAAACAACCAGUCCGGUGGUAUGAAUGCGAAUGCGAACAUGAAUAUUCCGGUUGGAGUCGAGGUGCGUGCUCCGUCUCCGGGCGCGGUGUCGAACUCUGCUGUGAGUACGAGCUCUGUCGGAGCUAAGGUGGCGAAGAAGUCGUCGUCGACGAUGGCGGCGAGUGUGAGUUCGAGUGGGAAUGGUAGUAGUAGUGGCAGUAAGGCUCAAAUGCUUAGAGAUUUUUCAUUGGAGAUUUAUGAUAAGCAGGAGUUGCAGUUGAUGGGUCGGGCUGGAAACCAGCAAAAACUCUAGUUCAUCGAAGGCGGAGAGAGAUAGAGAGGAAUAGUGGGUUUAGUGUUCACAAUUUCGGGUGCUAUUUUCCACUGAAACAUAAUAAGAACAAUGAGAAAAUUGUCCCUUUUUCUUAUUUAA
Messenger RNA from Carya illinoinensis, 1619 nucleotides. Its product is annotated as transcription factor TCP9-like. Gene Ontology annotation, cellular component: nucleus. The record is from RefSeq and is a predicted model, not a curated record. NCBI's taxonomy places the organism in Eukaryota, Viridiplantae, Streptophyta, Magnoliopsida, Fagales, Juglandaceae. The transcript has a single exon. The coding region runs from base 276 to 1499 and encodes 407 amino acids. Gene Ontology annotation, molecular function: DNA-binding transcription factor activity; sequence-specific DNA binding.